AUGAAUCCGCUUCAUACCGAGUACCUUCAACCUCUGGCCCAGCUGGCGAUCCUUGCGUUGUUUCGAGGGUUCGGGGAGGGACUGGUCCUGUGGAUCUGGAUCCACGCUUCGUGCUCUGUGGCUUUCCUCAUCAUCUCGCUUACGGCAGCGCACCAUCACGAGGAUAUAUUCCACGAUGGGGACCGGCCGUCCCCCGAUCGGGAUUGGGGAGUGGGACAGCUGCAGGCCAUCGGGGAUAGGACGGAAGUGAUGGGGAUUCCUUGGCUCGCGGGCAUCACCUUCGGAGAUCACAUUCUUCAUCACCUCUUCCCUACGGUGGAUGCUUUUCGCCUUCCAGCAUUAUAUCCCGUCUUGAAGGAGACGUGUCGGGAGUUCCAUGUUCAGUUCAACCGGUUCACCUACCCUGAGAUGGUGAUGGGAAUGUAUCGUCAGACGUGUCGCACUUACCUUCUAGUUUAUUCAUCGCCGCAAAAAUGA
This is a messenger RNA of Darwinula stevensoni, 477 nucleotides long. The record is from the annotation of a GenBank genome assembly. NCBI's taxonomy places the organism in Eukaryota, Metazoa, Arthropoda, Ostracoda, Podocopida, Darwinulidae.